Molecule: messenger RNA, 1458 nt
Organism: Fusarium oxysporum Fo47
Lineage: Eukaryota; Fungi; Ascomycota; Sordariomycetes; Hypocreales; Nectriaceae
Product: transcription factor domain-containing protein
Exons: 3
Coding region: 1-1458 (485 amino acids)
Biological process (GO): positive regulation of transcription by RNA polymerase II
Cellular component (GO): nucleus
Molecular function (GO): DNA-binding transcription factor activity; transcription cis-regulatory region binding
Source: RefSeq, a predicted model, not a curated record
AUGGUUGGUGUUACAUCCGACAACAUUGGCAAGGUCCAGAACGGAGAUACGACCGCCACUCUACAAGCGCCACGGCCUCGUAUCUUGUCGACAAGCCAGCCCUCAUUCACAAGUUCUGAGUCGAAUUCUCCUCGUUCGCUUACAGACCCGCUUGUUCAAGAUAUAGACUGUCGAUCGAGGAGAUAUCUGGAUUAUUUCGCAAGUGACGUUUGCAAGGACCUCGUUCUCUAUGACAUCCCCAAGCAUAAUCCAUUUCGGGAGCUGAUUCCGAUGGCGUACCAGCAGCCCAUGCUAUUGCAGGCCAUCAUCGCUAGCUCGGCUUUGCAUAUGUCAAACUCUUGUCAACGGCCAUCAAGUUCUUUAAGCAUCUUCACGACAAUGGCCUCGACUCAGAGCAGCAAAAGCUUUGUUGACUCUCUAUCGAUUGGCCGUACGACAUCACACCCGGAGGCUUUCCAUGAUGCACUCAGGGCCAAGCAGCAGGCACUUUGUCUGCUGAACUCCGCUGUCGGAAGCAUGGCUUCAGCGAAUGUUGAUGCGAUUCUGGCGGCGGUACUUCUACUCAUUGGAUUCGAGCUCAUUGACUCUGGGCGUGGCAGCUGGAUAUCUCACAUCAACGGUGCGAGAAUGAUCAUUGAGAAACUGGUAGCAUCUGGCUCGGGGACGGGCACUAUUUUCAGCCCUCUUCGCAGCUGGUUGGUGUCUAAUUGCUUGGUGUAUGAUCUUCUCGGGUCAUCAUUCGCGAAUUCUUAUCUACCGCACGGCGGUGAGCUAUCGAUGACUACCAUGUCGCUGCUUCAAGAUGCCGAAGGGAACCAUUGCUCAUCAUUUCCGGCAGCUCUCCUUCCUUUGAUACAGGCAGGGGCUCAAAUAUUGAACAUUAACGACGUUUACAUGUUACCUGACACCUCGAUCAAUUCAGGACAUCACGAUGCGCUUCAGCUCUUGCACACUGCCAAGUCAUUCGACCCAGCUGCCUGGGCCACCAAUCUACAGCCACGCUCGCCCGCUGACGAUCUCCUCCAUCGGACUAUGAUUGCAUGUGCACACCGGACAGCUGUAUGUGUCUAUCUCUCACGCAUUAUUCUUUUUCUAUGGCCCAGUACGGUAUUGCCAGAUGAUCUACAGGUUCUAGCAGCCGAAAUCAUCACCCACCUUUCACAUUUGCACCCUGGAGAUGCAUUAUUCACAGCAACAGCGUGGCCUGCCUUCAUCGCUGGUCUGGAAACGCGUGACCUCACGAAUCGUGCCUGGGUAGAGAGAAGAUUCCAAGAGCUCUGGAAAAUCGAGCCUUGGGGAUUUACCAGAGACGCUCUCGGAGCAUUGCGGACAAUAUGGGGUGGGAGGAAGAAUGAGGUUCUCUUAACGAGCAGCGAUGACGAAUUCUACGAACGGGAAGAGAAUUGGAAUUGGAUCGAGACGCUAAGGAAUUUAGGCACCGACUGGUUGAUUGCAUGA